GACAUGCGCGUUCAAUAUUAUAUUUGAGCGCCAGUUUGAAAUGAAAACAGAUCAAUGAUUUAAAAACAACAUUUACAACUUUUGACAAUGCAUAUUAAAUCUAUGGUCGUAGACGGCUUUAAGUCGUAUGCUCAAAGAACAGAAAUCAACGGAUUUGAUCCCCUUUUUAACGCUAUAACAGGAUUAAAUGGCAGUGGAAAAUCAAAUAUUCUGGAUUCAAUUUGCUUUUUGCUAGGAAUCACAAACCUUUCUCAUGUUAGAGCAACAAACCUACAGGAACUUGUAUACAAAAAUGGUCAAGCUGGUGUCACUAAAGCCACUGUCAGUAUUACAUUUGACAACAUGGAUAAAAAGCAGAGUCCAUUGGGAUACGAACAGUAUGAUGAAAUAACCAUUACUAGACAGGUGGUUAUUGGAGGGAGGAACAAAUACCUAAUCAAUGGUAGUAAUGCUAACAACACCAGAGUACAGGAUCUGUUCAGAUCUGUCCAACUUAAUGUAAACAAUCCACACUUCCUCAUCAUGCAGGGCAGGAUCACUAAAGUACUCAACAUGAAGCCUCCAGAGAUAUUGUCAAUGAUAGAAGAGGCUGCAGGAACCAGAUUAUAUGAAAGUAAAAAAGAAGCUGCACAAAAAACAAUAGAAAAGAAAGAUGCUAAACUUCGUGAGAUUGAUUCAGUUGUUAAAGAAGAUAUCACACCAACAAUGACCAAAUUAAAAGAAGAGAGGUCAUCCUAUCUAGAAUAUCAGAAAAUUAUCAGAGAACUGGAACAUCUUAACAAGUUAUAUAUAGCCUUCCAGUAUGUGUGUGCUGAGGAAAGAAAAAAGAAAUCAGCUGACGAUUUAUUAGAGAUGCAGGAAUCAAUAGAGAAUACUAAAGUUAAAAUGGUCGAGAUGAAUGACAAAAUAAAGGAAAUAGGCCAGGUACUAACACAGCUGGAGAAGAAACGAGACGAAGAAUCAGGAAGUGUAUUACAGAAGUUAGAACAUAAUCUAAGUGAGAAACAGAAAGUAGAGGCUCUCGCUCAAAGUGCCGUCGAUAAUAAAAAGGAAGGACUUAAAGCAGAACAGAAAAAAAGGAAAGAUCUGGUUAAACAGUCAGAUAAUGAUAAGAAAACUUUACAGUCUAAACAAAAAGAAAUUGACAAAGUGGCCAAAGAUUUGGAAAAGCUACAAGCGCAGAGUAAUGAAGACCAAGAGGCCUACACUGCAGCUCAAAACAGAUUCCAGGCUGUCAGUGCCGGUCUGUCUAGUAAUACAGAUGGAGAGGAUGCCACACUGAAUGAUCAGUUAUUAACUGCCAAGAAUGACAUUAGUAAAGCUCAGACAGAAACAAAACAGGCUCAGAUGAGAUUAAAGCAUGCUAGAGAUGAAGUAAAGAAGAAACAAGCAGAAGUAAAGAAAACAGAACAAGGCUACAAGAAAGAUACUGCUGCUUAUGAUGCUAUCAAGAAAAACAUGCAAAACUUAGAGAAUGAAAUGAAGAAAUUGGGUUUUGAAGAAGGAAUAGAUGAAAAGCUAGCUGGAGAAAGAAGAACAUUGUCACAAGAAGUUCAUAGACUAAAAGAACAACUAGAUACUUUAGAGGCCAGAUUUCCCCAUUUACAAUUUGACUACAAAGAUCCUGAGAAGAAUUUUGAUAGAAGAAAAGUUCAUGGUUUAGUUUGUAAACUUAUAAAAGUUAAAGAUGUGAAAACUGCUACAGCAUUGGAAGUUGCUGCUGGUGGAAAGUUAUACAAUGUAGUUGUGGAUACUGAAGUUACUGGUAAAAAACUGCUGCAGAAAGGUGAACUGAGGAGACGAUACACAAUCAUACCUCUCAAUAAAAUAUCUGCCAGAUGUAUAGAUCAAGGAGUCGUCAGGAAGGCAGAGGAUCUAGUUGGUAAAGGUAAUGUCCACACAGCAUUGUCCUUGAUUGGUUUUGAGAAAGAUCUCCAGGCGGCAAUGGAGUUUGUGUUUGGUUCUGCAUUCAUCUGUAAUGACAUGAACACUGCCAAGAAAGUGACAUUUGAUGAGAGAAUCAUGAAGAAAUCUGUCACAUUGGAAGGAGAUUCCUUUGAUCCUGCUGGAACACUAACAGGAGGUGCCAGAGCUCAGACUGGUUCCAUUCUGCAGAAACUUCAACAGUUUCAAGAAACAGAAACACUAUUGAGAGAGAAAUCAGAGAAAUUACAACACAUAGAAAACCAACUGGCUUCAAUAAAGAAAACUGCUGAUAGAUACACAACUAUAAAACAACAAUAUGAUUUGAAAGUGAAUGAAUCAGAAUUAUUAAAGGCCCGACUGGAACAGAGUUCACAUCAUCAACAGCUAGAGGAAAUCAAUUCACUGCAAGCUUCCAUAGUUGAACAAGAAGAAAUAACAAAGAAUGCAGAAGAAGUACAAAAGAAAGCUUCACAGAAAGUAAAAGAUCUGGAAGAUAAAAUAAAGAAUGCUAAAGCGAUCAGAGAGAAAGAAUUGAAGGAGGCUGAGACCAAUGUGGGGAAAUCUAAGAAGAAGAUGGAAGAAUCAAGCAAGAAAAUGAAAGAAAAAUACCAGGAAACAGAUAGCAUCAAAUUAGAAGUAGAGGAACUGGAAAAAGAUAUAAAAAAUUAUGAAGAACAAUUAAAAACAGUGGACGAAACCAUUAAACAGUUUGAGGAACAGAUUGAUGAUCUUGCCUCAAAGAUGAAGGAAACAAAGGAUGAUGUGAAAGAGGCUCAAUCUGAGGUGACCAAACAGAAGGAACUUCUUAAGGCUUGUAAUAAAGAUAUCAACAAAAAGGUGGACGAACAAAAACAUCUAACAAAGGAACUACACACGUCUGAACUGAAGAUACAGGAAAUGGAACAUAAAAUAGCCAAAUACCAAACAGAUUCUAAAACGGCUGCAAAACAGGUUGAUAGUUUAUUACAAAACUAUGAUUGGAUAGCUGAUGAGAAAAAAUACUUUGGACAGCAAAACACAGCUUAUGAUUUUAAAGCAAAUGAUCCUAAGGAGGCAGAACGAAGAAUUCAGAAACUUACAGAUACAAAAGAGAAAUUGUCUAAAAGUGUCAACAUGAGAGCUAUGAACAUGUUAGGCAAGGCUGAGGAACAGUAUGCAGAUUUAAUGAAGAAAAGAAAGAUUGUACUGAAUGAUAAAGCUAAAAUAGCUGCUGUUAUUGCUGAACUUGAUCAGAAAAAGAAUGAGGCUUUGAAGAAGGCUUGGGAACAAGUUAAUAAGGAUUUUAGUUCAAUUUUCUCUACAUUGCUGCCUGGUGCCAGAGCCAAGUUAUCUCCCCCUGAAGGUCAAUCUGUAUUAGAUGGGUUAGAGGUCAAAGUUGGAUUUGGUGAUGUGUGGAAAGAAUCUCUCAGUGAAUUGAGUGGUGGACAGAGAUCACUGAUAGCCUUGUCCCUGAUUUUAGCCAUGUUGUUAUUCAAACCAGCACCAUUAUAUAUCCUGGAUGAAGUUGAUGCUGCUUUAGACAUAUCACAUACACAGAACAUUGGGCAGAUGAUCAAAUCUCAUUUUAAACAUUCACAGUUCAUUGUCGUCUCAUUGAAGGAUGGUAUGUUUAAUAACGCCAACGUUUUAUACAAGACCAGGUUUGUAGAUGGUGUCUCCACGGUAACCAGAUAUGUUCAGCACCACAAAUCAACAUCAUCCUCAGCCAAUAAAGAAAAUGAUUCAACAACAGCCAAGAAGAAGCAGUCUGCAAAACGAGCCAGAAUUGAAGAGAUAGCAACAUAGAGAAAUAUUGUGUUGUAACAUGAUGAACAUACCACAGAAUGUCUUCCCUGCCUUUACUCCACAUGUGUAUAUAUACAGUAGUUAUACAUCUUGGUUCUACUUCAUUCUUUCCUUUCACAAAACCUCUUAUCUGUAAAUCUUUUCAUGUGUAGACGGAUCCUAACUAGUGGUAUUCCUUCCCAGACACAACGUCCUCUGAAUAUGAAAACUAAAAAAUACUUGAAAUUGCUUAGAAGGGUUUUGAAUCAAGAUAGUUUUAAAAUAUGUUAGAAUUUUACUAAUACUGCAUACCCAACAUUACAGGACAUGCUGUAGAGUAUUUAGAUUAAGAGGUGUAGACAUAGUAAUUAUAGGAUUUUUGUCUUGUUUUAAAUGUUUGUAAAAAGCUUGUCUUGUUUUAAGCAUAUUUAUCUAUGUUAAUGUAUUUAAUUAUUGUAUAAAAUGGUUUUAAUUUCUGAUAAGAAAUUAAGCAGCCCUGUUUUAGCAGCUAAUUAUAAUGGAUAGUACUGUUU
This is a messenger RNA of Mytilus californianus (California mussel), 4223 nucleotides long. Its product is annotated as structural maintenance of chromosomes protein 2-like. The coding region runs from base 88 to 3711 and encodes 1207 amino acids. The transcript has 24 exons. Gene Ontology annotation, molecular function: ATP hydrolysis activity; protein binding; ATP binding. Gene Ontology annotation, cellular component: chromosome. The record is from RefSeq and is a predicted model, not a curated record. NCBI's taxonomy places the organism in Eukaryota, Metazoa, Mollusca, Bivalvia, Mytilida, Mytilidae. Gene Ontology annotation, biological process: chromosome organization.